AUGACAAAUCCACCAUGUGUGCCGGAAGAUUCAUCUGAAGAUGGUCGAUCUGCAGCACGAGCAUCUCCUCCUCCCCUUCCCUCGACCAGGCCACUCCAAUCGUCCGCGGAGGGCUCCUCUGAGCCGAAUCCGCACCGCGGCCAAACGAAUGAUGCCGGUAACACUGAUGAACAAAAUAUUGGUGAAGAUGGGCAAAGCAUUGGUGAUGGCUCUGUGCUCGUUCCUCCAUACAUUUAUAGUGAUGAUAGUGAUGACGAUGAGGAUCCUUUCCUUACCGAUAGCUAUGGAAAUUUAACAACUUGGAGAUUGAGUGACAUGGAGGCAGCAUUCGAGAAACAUCUUGAAGAAGAAGCAAGUAAACCAAAGGUGGAAGAAAAAAAAUUAUCCAAAGAAGCAGAAAUAUUAAAGCGUGACGAUGAUCGUAAGAAGAAGUUCAUGGAGUAUGCUUUGCAGAAGUAUAAUGAUGAAGACGAUCUUUCCGGGGAGAUGCGCUUUGUGUUUGGUGAAAUCAAAGGAGAAGUUUACGUCAUUGAAGAUGGCCUGAAAUUCUAUGAACAUUUCAACUUCACAGCUAAGCAGGCUGGUUCCACGGUUUUAUUUUUCGCUGAAGUGGUCCCAAGCGGAGACACUUGUGAUGUUCUCUGCUGCAAGCCUUUGGAUUCUGAUGACAAUGGACACUGCCUUAGCUGUGAGGAUCAGAAUUAUGUGACCUUGAGGCAUCCAGCUGAUGAGGCUCUGUAUGUUGGAGGUCAUGAGGAUUGCCAGUUCCCGUUUAUUUUGGAGAGUAGCAGUGAGGAUGACUCCGAUUGA
This is a messenger RNA of Lolium rigidum, 810 nucleotides long. RefSeq lists its product as uncharacterized. Bases 1 to 810 code for a protein of 269 amino acids. NCBI's taxonomy places the organism in Eukaryota, Viridiplantae, Streptophyta, Magnoliopsida, Poales, Poaceae. The transcript is spliced from 6 exons. The record is from RefSeq and is a predicted model, not a curated record.